CCCCCCAUGUAGCGAGGCGCGGAGGCCGGCUCUCGCAACUCAAGAUGGCGGACGAGAGUGAGACAGCAGUGAAGCCGCCGGCACCUCCGCUGCCGCAGAUGAUGGAAGGGAAUGGAAACGGCCAUGAGCACUGCAGCGAUUGCGAGAACGAGGAGGAAAACAGCUACAGCCGGGGUGGUUUGAGUCCAGCCAAUGACACUGGAGCCAAAAAGAAGAAAAAGAAACAAAAAAAGAAGAAAGAGAAAGGCAGUGAGACAGAUUCAGCCCAGGAUCAGCCUGUGAAGAUGAACUCUUUGCCAGCCGAGAGGAUCCAGGAAAUACAGAAGGCCAUUGAACUGUUCUCAGUGGGUCAGGGGCCUGCCAAAACCAUGGAGGAGGCUAGCAAGCGAAGCUACCAGUUCUGGGACACGCAGCCUGUCCCCAAACUGGGAGAAGUGGUGAACACCCAUGGGCCUGUGGAGCCUGACAAAGACAACAUCCGCCAGGAGCCCUAUACCCUGCCCCAGGGCUUCACCUGGGAUGCCUUGGACCUGGGGGACCGUGGUGUGCUGAAAGAGCUCUACGGCCUCCUGAAUGAGAAUUAUGUGGAGGACGACGACAAUAUGUUCCGAUUCGACUACUCCCCGGACUUCCUGCUGUGGGCUCUCCGGCCACCUGGCUGGCUCCCCCAGUGGCACUGCGGGGUUCGAGUGGUGUCAAGUCGGAAGCUGGUUGGGUUCAUCAGUGCCAUCCCGGCAAACAUCCACAUCUAUGACACAGAGAAGAAGAUGGUGGAGAUCAACUUCCUGUGUGUCCACAAGAAGCUGCGCUCCAAGAGGGUGGCUCCGGUCUUGAUCCGGGAGAUAACCCGGCGAGUUCACCUGGAGGGCAUUUUCCAAGCUGUUUACACUGCCGGGGUGGUUUUACCAAAGCCUGUUGGCACCUGCAGGUACUGGCAUCGGUCCCUAAACCCACGGAAGCUAAUUGAAGUGAAGUUCUCCCACCUGAGCAGAAAUAUGACCAUGCAGCGCACCAUGAAGCUCUACCGACUGCCAGAGACGCCCAAGACAGCUGGGCUGCGACCAAUGGAAAAAAAGGACAUUCCAGUAGUGCACCAGCUUCUCACCAGGUACCUGAAGCAGUUUCACCUCACGCCAGUCAUGAGCCAGGAGGAGGUGGAGCACUGGUUCUACCCCCAGGAGAAUAUCAUCGACACUUUCGUGGUGGAGAAUGCAAAUGGUGAGGUGACAGACUUCCUGAGCUUUUACACGCUUCCCUCCACCAUCAUGAACCAUCCGACCCACAAGAGUCUAAAGGCUGCUUAUUCUUUCUACAACGUCCACACCCAGACCCCUCUUCUAGACCUCAUGAGCGACGCCCUUGUUCUCGCCAAAAUGAAAGGGUUCGACGUGUUCAAUGCACUGGAUCUCAUGGAGAACAAAACCUUCCUGGAGAAGCUCAAGUUUGGCAUAGGGGACGGCAACCUGCAGUAUUACCUUUACAAUUGGAAAUGCCCCAGCAUGGGAGCAGAGAAGGUUGGGCUGGUGUUACAGUAAUCAGUUGCCAGUGAGAUUCUGGAUAAAGCCACUGAGAAGUCAAACCAGGAAAUGGAACCCCACCACUUGUUGGUCCAAUUUUCACAAACGUGAGAAUCCCUGGCAAAGGGAACAGAACUGAACCGGCUUUACCAAACCGCCACUGAACUUGACAGUUGUAUCGCAAUGGCGUAGGCUGCGUGAUGUCACCUCCGGCCGUGUCUCUGGUCUCCCUGUUUUCCAAUUAAUCACAUCCUUCUGCAGCCGUGAUCAAGGGAAUGUAACUGCUGAAAACUAGCUCGUGAUUGGCAUAUUAUGGAGUUAACGGGUGAAUAAUAAAAGUAUAUAUAUAUAUUAUA
Mirounga angustirostris (Northern elephant seal) is the source of this 1873-nucleotide messenger RNA. It is a transcript of the gene NMT1, whose product is annotated as N-myristoyltransferase 1. Lineage: Eukaryota; Metazoa; Chordata; Mammalia; Carnivora; Phocidae. Gene Ontology annotation, molecular function: glycylpeptide N-tetradecanoyltransferase activity. The record is from RefSeq and is a predicted model, not a curated record. Bases 45 to 1535 code for a protein of 496 amino acids. The transcript is spliced from 12 exons. Gene Ontology annotation, biological process: N-terminal peptidyl-glycine N-myristoylation. Gene Ontology annotation, cellular component: cytoplasm.